CCGAAAGAUUGUUCAUGACGACCAGCAGUGGGAUCUCCAUCUUGCCCACGCGGAGAUAGCCUACAACCACGCCGUCUCGCCAGCCACGGGGAUGUCGCCUUACUAUUGCGACCUCGGUUAUCACCAUCGUGUUCCCGCGGACUUCCUCCGACCGUCACAGAUGCACCCCGACACGAGUUGUCCCGCGCUGGAUGAUUGGGUUGCACACAUGACGUCGAUCAUGAAGACCGCACAUGAGCACGUAGCCGCUUCCCAGACUCGCAUGGCAGCACGUGCGAACCGAUCGAGGAUGGAUCAUCCAUUCAAAGUCGGUGAUGACGUGCUUAUCGACGCCCGCCACUUACAGCUCGAAGCGGACACGCUUCGCAAGUUUCGGCGUCGCUUCUUUGGCCCAUGCCGCAUCCUCCAGGCCGUCGGUUCUGAUACGACWUCUAGCCCGGUCAGCUUYCGUGUGAAGCUGCCCGACURCCUACRCCARRCUCGUGUGCACGAUGUCUACCACAUCUCGUUACUGCGUCCUUACCGCAGACCGUCUGAGCGUUUCGCUGGACGACCAUACGAGCGCCCUCCACCCAUCAUGGUGGAUGGUCACGAGGAGUUCCUCGUUUCAGACAUAAUUGGUCGCCGAGUCACCGACGACAACCCUCCCCACAUCGAGUAUCUCGUAUGUUGGAAGGGUUACCCUGAUGAGGAGGCUACCUGGGAGCCCCUCGAGCACUUGCAGCACGCUCGCAUGUUGGUGCGUGCCUAUGACCGUGCUCGUCGUGCUGGGUUCACUGCUCCUCCUCAGCCCACUGACCCUCCUCCUUCUCCUCCGGCUGAGGAGACCGCUGAAGUUGAGCCUGCUCCAUCUGAGGCAGACCUUCAGCAGCAGCCGGAUGCUUCUGAGCGUCCACAGCGCACGUGUCUUUUGCUGCUUCUGUCUGAAGCCCCUUUUGCCCGAUGUGGUACUCGACUUUCGGCUCAAAGGAGAACUGUGCCCGAGCCCAUGUUGGGGUGGGUGCCACGUUGUAAGCUUCUGGCCACUGCGGCGCGCCAUCUGUCCGAAAGCAUGGAUAUGUGUCCGCGUGUCUUCCUGUACUUGACCCGGUGGGCGUUUGUGCAUGCUACAUUGCUGUGUUGGAUUGUGAGGUACCUUGCCGUUGGAGAUGGCCUACGSAGGGAAGUUCACCUGCAAUCCAAACAGCCGGACUUCGCGGCGUCUCGGCAGCUGAUUGCACGUUCCACGAUUGUUCGACGUUCUUUUGGUAGGCUGUCCGGCGUGACGUGCBUACGUGCGCCUCGGCCAUCGCUCCUUGCGGCUGCUCGUCACACCCGCUACCUGGUUGAUCCUGCCAGAGGGGUAGCAAUUACUAGACCAAUCCCGGAGGUUAGCUACCUUUUGACUACCUAUGCCCGCACUCAUGCGGUUGUUCUGCGUCUUCCGGAAGUGGUAACGGGUUGGUYGCGAAGCAUGAAGAAGGCGUGGYUGGKGGCAUGCGAAGAUCUCUGGCUUAUGGGGAGGGGACCCUGGAGGGGAAGGAUCGAUGUUGAAGGCGCAUUGGCUCUCGUCUACACAGCGCCUAUGACAGAGCUAAGGGAUUGGUUGCUGAAUGAAAGGAAACUUGAGACGAUCAAAGUUGGAGGUGAGAUCUUGGAUGUCUCCAUUAAAGCAUGGAGGUCGCCGACAGAGAUUGAAUUUCAACGCGAGGAAGAACGUCGGCGAUGGCCAUGGGUCAAGGUCUUUGCGACUCCAACUAAUGUGGCGUCGUUGGUGCGCCCAACAGUGGAACAAUUUUUUGGCGAGAUAGUUUGCUCAUCAAAGCAUGCAGACGACGACCGGGAAUAUGAGAAGUUUGUAAUCAAAGGGCCGCUAAAACCGAAUGUCACGAAAGUGGGAGUGGCUACGGGCCCCUCCACCGUACACGAUCUUYGCUAUGUUACUAGCGAAACUCCAUUUUGUGAGAUUUGCUACACGCACGRCCACUUGGGGAAGGAGGGGCGAUGCCUAUCCAGAACAGAAACGGCUAGGGAAUUACAGGAGAAAGAGAUGCGAAGGAGACUGGAUCCUAUUCUAACCUCAAAUUUUGCCGAAGAACAGAGGAUGUGGAGUGAGGUGGAACUCAAAUUCGAUAAGGAGAUUGUUUUGGAGGCAAGGACGGAGCGAGCUUCUAAAAAUCAAAUGGGAGGGGGCGACAAAGAAGGAAGGACGAGUGAGAGAAGGGAGAGAAGUUCUAGGAGAAACCGUCCAGCAACUUCUUAUGAUCACAUGGACGUUGACGACAUCAACCCRCGAUGGCUCUUUGGGGACGACAAACGCAAGUAUCGAGAAGGUUCGCACGAUGAAGAAGGAAGGGACAAACGACAGUGCAGCCCGGCGAACCCAACUACUGUCAUCAAUGAAGAGCGACUGCAAGACAAGCAUGUCGACCCAGCUUCUCACUCGAAAGAUGGGCAAAACGUUAACGCAGACCAAGAGAAGGAAGCUGACGAAGACUCACAGGGCGAACCACUCAUUGACAGGCGACAAAAGGGGAAAGAGGUGCAGCUUAAUAUGGGCUGUGACAAAGGGGUGCAAACCGAAGACAUUCACGAGACACUUGCUGAACAGGAAGUGGCAGUGGACGGAGCUGGUGCAAGCGCUGCG
Chara braunii is the source of this 2626-nucleotide messenger RNA. The record is from the annotation of a GenBank genome assembly. Lineage: Eukaryota; Viridiplantae; Streptophyta; Charophyceae; Charales; Characeae.